UUAAACAGCCAUAUGCUUAUUCACACAGGAGAGAUACCUCAUGUGUGUCAAGUAUGUAUGAAGUCAUUUAGUCUAAAGUCUACUUUAAACUCCCAUAUGCUUAUUCACACAGGAGAGAAACCUCAUGUGUGUGAAGUAUGUAAGAAGGCCUUUAGUCAGAAGUCUCAUCUAAGCAGGCAUAUGCUUAUUCACACAGGAGAGAAACCUCAUGUGUGUGAAGUAUGUAAGAAGUCAUUUAAGCGGAAGGAUCAAUUAAACGAGCAUAUGCUUAGUCACACAGGAGAGAAACCUCAUGUGUGUGAAGUAUGUAAGAAGUCAUUUAAACGGAAGGAUAAAUUAAACGAGCAUAUGCUUAGUCACACAGGAGAGAAACCUCAUGUGUGUGAAGUAUGUAAGAAAUCCUUUAGUCAGAAGUCUACUUUAAACAGCCAUAUGCUUAUUCACACAGGAGAGAUACCUCAUGUGUGUCAAGUAUGUAUGAAGUCAUUUAGUCUAAAGUCUACUUUAAACUCCCAUAUGCUUAUUCACACAGGAGAGAAACCUCAUGUGUGUGAAGUAUGUAAGAAGGCCUUUAGUCAGAAGUCUCAUCUAAGCAGGCAUAUGCUUAUUCACACAGGAGAGAGAAAACCUCAUGUGUGUGAAGUAUGUAAGAAGUCAUUUAAACGGAAGGAUCAAUUAAACGAGCAUAUGCUUAGUCACACAGGAGAGAAACCUCAUGUGUGUGAAGUAUGUAAGAAAUCCUUUAGUCAGAAGUCUACUUUAAACAGCCAUAUGCUUAUUCACACAGGAGAGAUACCUCAUGUGUGUCAAGUAUGUAUGAAGUCAUUUAGUCUAAAGUCUACUUUAAACUCCCAUAUGCUUAUUCACACAGGAGAGAAACCUCAUGUGUGUGAAGUAUGUAAGAAGGCCUUUAGUCAGAAGUCUCAUCUAAGCAGGCAUAUGCUUAUUCACACAGGAGAGAAACCUCAUGUGUGUGAAGUAUGUAAGAAGUCAUUUAAGUGGAAGGAUCAAUUAAACGAGCAUAUGCUUAGUCACACAGGAGAGAAACCUCAUGUGUGUGAAGUAUGUAAGAAAUCCUUUAGUCAGAAGUCUACUUUAAACAGCCAUAUGCUUAUUCACACAGGAGAGAUACCUCAUGUGUGUCAAGUAUGUAUGAAGUCAUUUAGUCUAAAGUCUACUUUAAACUCCCAUAUGAGAGAUACCUCAUGUGUGUCAAGUAUGUAUGAAGUCAUUUAG
Stegodyphus dumicola is the source of this 1236-nucleotide messenger RNA. RefSeq names its product zinc finger protein 708-like. The record is from RefSeq and is a predicted model, not a curated record. Lineage: Eukaryota; Metazoa; Arthropoda; Arachnida; Araneae; Eresidae.